GUACUCCAGUUAUUGCUCGCUAUAAUCAAAACGCAGUCACAAUGUGCAACUAUUAGAUAUAAUUAUUUACACUUUUUCCAAGCAAUUAGGGCAACGGGAAAUAGUUGCACUAAGAUGUACUAUGGAAAAUGGGCAUUAGCAAUAGCAAAGAAACACUCUGUAGCGCGGUACCAUUAAAACGCAUAUAACCGGAAACGGUUGGUUCCAAAUUAAUGCAUCGAUGCACAUUGUGCAACGUAGAGCAUAAGAACUUGGCGACAUAAUUUGUUUUUUUCCUUUACUGCACGCGGAACGGCUUUCUGUUAGCACACGGUAAGGUGUCGUGAGCCAGUUGCUGGGUAGCACUAGUGGAAAUCAGAUGUUUUUCAGUGUGCGAAAGAUGCCGGAUAAAAAUUUGUUAAGGCUAGUAGUGAUUUUAGUGGAAGUACUUUUCGGUACACCGUUUGCUAGUUGUGCUGAAAUUGGUUCCGAAGUGGACCUAAUGAUAUCUGCUGAUGGUAUUCUAAAUGCGCAACUAAUGCCCAUUACUUAUCUCAUGCUGGAUGGUGUGUGUGAGAUGAGUUCAAAUGAUGGUGACUGUCGACAGGAGAAGGGUGCCGAAAGUCGUACCGAAUCAGACCAAACGGAUGAGCAACUGUUGCACGAGCUUGGUACAAACGAUGCCAGCUAUAGUAGUGCACUUUCGACACUGGAAUUUCAUCGCACGAUGAUAAAUCUUUACCGUUGUAAGGGUUUCCUUGCCAAACGGAUCAUCAACGUAUAUCCAACGCAAUCCCAGCUCUUCAAACGCAUGAGCUCAGCGAUGCCAAAUAGCUCCUCGCUGGUGAUGAGUGCACCUCAAGAUCCUACGGACGGUAUGCUGUACGAUCCGGGAUCGUCAGGAUACAAAGAAUGGCUUACAAAGACCUCAACGCUGGAUGACAUUUAUGCAAACUUUCUCUCCAACCGCAAGGUGAAUGAUACGCUCAAUCGAAGCCUCCAGCAUGCCACCAUCCAACAGCGGCAGUCUGAAACGCAUCGUCCCACAUCGAAUCCGCGCCUUGGUCAGGAAGAAUACUUCGACGAAGGUAUCAUUACCGGGUACGCGAUGCAACCGGAUCACAUAGGCAAUAGUGUGCAAGGUGGUGGCACACCCGGCGCUACAAAUUACGACCGUUACGGACAGUACGGUGCGAACGAUUUACAGCUAAGACAGUCCAAAUAUCAACGGGGCUUGCUGCAAGGGGAAGCGGACGGGUACGAGGCAUCGCGCGGUGACUAUGCUUACCAUCAUCAUCAUCACACACCAGUCGUGGAGUAUGAGGAGAAAGCGGUGGAUAAGAGUUUGCUCGGUUUGAAAGAUCUGUUCGAUAUAGCGCUGACAACGCUUGCGUACCUUUCAUUUGGGAUGUUCAUACUACAGGUGAUCAUGUGCAUAACGAUGACGAAAAGCGAUUCAAACAUGAUGAUACUGCCCACGACUUCAGAGGUGGAGGUGGAGGAAGAAGAGGGACGUCGAGUUGCGCGUGCGCUGACCGUGGAAGGAUCGGCUAGGGCGCGGGAACUUAAUCAGCUCGCACUGUACGUGAUCGAUUCGUUCGAUACCAUCGGCAGGAAUGGACCGGAACAGGAUCUCUGUCUGCAGGCAUGUCUCUGCAAGGCGAACCGAUUUUCCCGCACCCUCACGAGCAUCCCCGGAUAUUGGAUCAGUGUAUGGAGCUUCGGGGUAUCUUGGCUAGCUCGUUACAAGCAUCCCUCAAGAAACGUACCUGCGUUUGCAUUGAAAUGUAUGAGCGCGGCACUGAUAGGUCUUGGUAAGGGCAAGUGCGCCGAACUGUACCCCUGUGGAGGCAAACAAUCCAAGUAUGAGUAGAAGGUUCACUCUGAAAGCAUUCCAUCGUUGAUUCCUUUUUUUUAAAUAAACAACUGUCCUACUACUUCUUUCCCACACCAUCUUAGUCGAUUAACAUUCGAACAUAAAAGAUGCACAGUUUGCUUUAUAAUUUCGGCUUUGAAAGUAGCCUAUAAAACCAUUCAUGCUUUGAUAGUAGCACGCAGGGAAGUGUACACCUGUGUCUUACUUUGGUCGUCUGA
Anopheles funestus (African malaria mosquito) is the source of this 2073-nucleotide messenger RNA. RefSeq lists its product as uncharacterized. Lineage: Eukaryota; Metazoa; Arthropoda; Insecta; Diptera; Culicidae. Bases 359 to 1852 code for a protein of 497 amino acids. The record is from RefSeq and is a predicted model, not a curated record. The transcript has 4 exons.